AGCUCACCCGCCUCAGACCCGGAGCUCCGAGAUUCCGGGCUUCACCUACAGCACUCAUGCGACGAAGGGAACUUAUCAUCACAGUAAACUUGGAGCGGCACAGUUGAUGUAUCAAAAGCUAGUGAGCGCCUCGUCGUCAUAUAUAUUGUCGGGAGACCGGGAAGGUGGUCUCAUCUUCGUACGGCACCCGCACAGCGACCUCCAAUGACCUCCACAGCGCUCAGUGACGUGCCCAAGCUCUUCAAUGUGGAGGGCAUGAUAGCAGUAGUCACCGGAGGCGGGACGGGCAUCGGUUUGAUGAUCGCAACCUCAUUGGAAAACAACGGGGCGAUCGUCUAUAUUGUCGGGCGUCGAGCCGACGUCCUCGACAAAGCUGCCCAAGAACAUAGUAAACAUGGAAAUAUGAUACCACUUCAAGGAGACGUCACGUCUAAGGAAUCACUCAAGACCAUGGUGGACACCGUCAAAGCCAGACAUGGUUACAUCAACCUCCUGGUCAAUAACGCGGGUAUUCAGCUAGCGCAGCAGCCUAAACUGCCAACGCAAGCGCAGGCUAACGACGACAUCACGCCGCUGCAGACAAUUCUCUGGAACACCGAGACGCUCGACAGCUUCGGCAAAACAUUCGAGGUGAACGUCGCUGCCUUGUGGUUCUGCACCGUUGCCUUCCUCGAGCUUCUUCACGAAGGCAACAAGCGCAGUCUCGGCGACGGAGGUUCGGGCGUGAGCAGCCAGGUGCUGACGAUGAGUAGCCUUGCAAGCCUGCGGAAGGAGAGCUCUGUAUAUAGCCUCAGCUAUACCCUUAGCAAGGCUGCAGCAACCCACCUCGGAAAGCUCACUGCGCACUACUUCAAGGAUUGGAAGAUAAGGAGCAACGUAAUUUGUCCGGGCAUCUUUCCGUCAGAAAUGGUUGAUGCAGCGUUGACUGAUGAAGCCCGGAGAGCUGCUGAGGCCGCAACACCUGUAGGGCGUUUGGGCCUGCCCGAUGACAUGGCGGGGCUCACGCUCUUCCUUGCGAGUAAGGCUGGAUCUUAUAUAGAUGGAGCCGUCCUUUUGAUCGACGGAGGCAGGUUGUUGUCGAUGGCCUCCGUAUUCUGAGAUGUAUCAUACAGAAGUCUAUACAUGGCUCCACCACCGUGA
Fomitopsis serialis is the source of this 1140-nucleotide messenger RNA. Its product is annotated as NAD-P-binding protein. The record is from RefSeq and is a predicted model, not a curated record. NCBI's taxonomy places the organism in Eukaryota, Fungi, Basidiomycota, Agaricomycetes, Polyporales, Fomitopsidaceae. The transcript is spliced from 5 exons. Bases 205 to 1098 code for a protein of 297 amino acids.